UACCUCUAUCCAAACCUUACCUCCAUAUUCUUCAAGUUUUAAUUAGCAAUGGCAAAUGAUUCUCUCAAGUCUGUUUUGGUGGCUCUCUUCAUCUUCGCCAUGGUUUUGUCUCCGAUGAUGCCAUGCGAAGCAGCUCGCCUCAGUCAUCGAGAUCUCCUCCAAAGAGGUCGACCCAUUUGUCCAGCCUGUGUCUGUUGCACUCCUCCACCUCCAGGUUCCUGCUGCCGCUGCUGUGCUUCUCCGAUUGAAACCCAGUCUGCAAAUGGCUCUCCUUAAUAUUACUGUUUUAGGUGCUUUAACCUAAAUAUAUGUAUAUGUAGAAACUUAUAUAACAUGAAUAAAAAGGGACUGUCUCAACAUGAAUUGUUAUUA
Messenger RNA from Hevea brasiliensis (rubber tree), 372 nucleotides. RefSeq lists its product as uncharacterized. The record is from RefSeq and is a predicted model, not a curated record. The coding region runs from base 49 to 276 and encodes 75 amino acids. NCBI's taxonomy places the organism in Eukaryota, Viridiplantae, Streptophyta, Magnoliopsida, Malpighiales, Euphorbiaceae. The transcript is spliced from 2 exons.